Messenger RNA from Aspergillus glaucus CBS 516.65, 2429 nucleotides. RefSeq names its product putative C6 transcription factor. The record is from RefSeq and is a predicted model, not a curated record. The transcript has 5 exons. Gene Ontology annotation, molecular function: DNA-binding transcription factor activity, RNA polymerase II-specific; DNA binding; zinc ion binding. Gene Ontology annotation, cellular component: nucleus. Gene Ontology annotation, biological process: DNA-templated transcription. Bases 330 to 2429 code for a protein of 699 amino acids. Lineage: Eukaryota; Fungi; Ascomycota; Eurotiomycetes; Eurotiales; Aspergillaceae.
GAAAUUGACAAGAAAAAAAAGAGGACCUUGCUUAUUGCUUUAAUUCCACAGGCACAAAAAGAAAAGAAACAAACAACUAUGGCGAGCGCAGUGUGACGGCUCUCCCCGAUGUAUGCCUCGCGGUCCGCCUUGUCUUGACAGCGCCUGCAUCUCGCCCACUGAUUCAUUUCCCUCGGCUGUUUCAGAGAUCGGCCACAGCCAUUGUACCAGCGGUGAUUGGUCUAAGGAAUGCAUCUUGCAGUUGAUUGAUUGGGAUCGAUUAUUCGCCUUAUCGGUGUUUUGCGACAAAGUUAUACAUUUCUUGCUUUUGCUUUACGGCGUGGCGCGACAUGAUGCCGCCCUCGACCUCGACCACGCUUUCGGCCAACUCGGCCCCCAAGCUCCCUUCCCCGGGUUUUAACAAUGCCGGCGCGCGUCCGUACAGGUCGCAUAAAGUCAGAGCCUGCGAUUUAUGUCGCAAGCGCAAGUCCCGAUGCACGGUCGAUAUUCCGGGACAAUCCUGUCUUUUAUGCAGGGUCCAGGGAGCGGACUGUCACUACCAGGAAGAGUCUGGUAGUGAGACUCCGAUGCCCACUGCUACAGAUCCUAUUGCGACUAGAGAAUGGCCCCCAGACCAGAGUCUGGACGGUAUGCCGCCGCCCCCAAAGCGCAAGCGCGCAUCGGAUGACAUCUCCCUUCCUAAUCCGGAUCGGCCAAGGGAAGAUACAUCCAGUCAUUUCCGUCGCGCUACGUCGGUUGGGGAUGGAGGAAGUCAGUUCCGGCGCUUGGGGGUGGAUGAUCCUCAAAAUGAAUCGGUUUUCAUUGUUGGACCGGUUGUCGCAGAUGAUGCGCAGGUCAUUGAGAAACAUAUGCCUCCGGAACGCACCAGCAAGUCCGUGGAACCGAAAAGUCAUCCGUACAACGUUUAUUCAAGUGAUCCGAGAAAACCUAUUCUUUAUACGACUGUUUCAAGAAGAAGACAGGGAAUGCGAGUUGGCAUUCCCCCGGGGGAGAACCAGAAAGAGAUCCUUGAACAAAUUCUCGGGCCGUUCAAGGAUGACCUGGUCAAACUAUUCCUAGAUAGGUUUAAUGUGGCCUUUCCUAUAUUCGAUGGAGAAAGCUUCUGGGCAGCAUACACGUCAGAUUGCCCGGGUGAACCGCCAGCAUCUCUAUUAUGCCAGGUCUACUCGAUGUCAUUGGUCUACUGGAAGCACACACAAAAACUUUACUCUCACCCUAAACCGGAUGUUCGAUACGCCGUUAACAUGACAGUAGCUGCUCUCCAUGAGGAAUUUUCUGCUCCUGGCCUGUCGACCGUCAGUGCUGCUCUCGUUGACCUCACUGGACGGCCGAUCUUCUCGAUGACAGGAAAUGCCAUCAGUUGCGGCCGCACUGUCUCUCUAGCUCAUUGUCUGGGCCUGAACCGUGAUCCUACAAAUUGGCGACUGUCUCAGACCGAAAAGAACAACCGCAUCCGUCUAUGGUGGGGUGUUGUAAUACACGAUCGCUGGGGAAGCUUUGGCCAUGGGGUUCCCCCGCAAAUCGCAAAGAACCAAUACGACGUUCCGCUUCCUACCAUCGAUGUCCUUCUUCCACAAGGUUCACGCACUACAGAACGCUUGCGAGCGGCACACUGCCACAUCGGACUGUGUCGAUUGACAGAGAUCCUAGGCGAAUUGCUACCCCUUGUAUAUGGCUUACAACACAGACAACCACGGGAGACUUCGAAAAAAGUCAGGCAAAUCCGAACUGAUCUGGAUGGAUGGGAAGAUUCCCUUCCUGACUUGCUGAAAUCACCCACGAGUACUGGCGAGGAACGGAUAGCGGGAACAAGCAGUUUGCAGCUAGCUUUCCUUUCCGUCAAAAUGCUCGUCAGUCGGGUGGAGUUGAAUGAGGUCAACAACACUGACGCGGAUAACCCCGAGGCGCGGCGCUAUUUCCAGACAGAAUGCCGGAAAUCAGCUGAAGAUAUUGUACGAUUCAUUUCUUCGUUGCAGAGGGAGAGCUUUAAAGAAUUCUGGCUACCCUACAGCGCAUUCCACCUAACCUCAACGGCAACCCUCCUCGUCCGCUGCGCCCUCGAAACAACCGACGCAGAAGUUGCCCGCUCCUGCCUCGCCAACGUCGAAACCUUCCGUACAAUCCUCCGCCGUGUUCGCGAAGAAGAAGACUGGGACGUAGCAGACAUGUGCCUUGACCACUGCGAGCGCAUCCUAAACCGACUCCCUGAGGCCUGGAGCAACGUCGAUCCAACGGCCAACGGCAGUGGACCCAAUGAUACCAGGCUUGUAAAUCCGGCUGCGAUCUCGCUGCCAGAGACGCAGACGAAUAAUGAUAUUGUGGAUGAUAUGAUGUCGAUUUCGGGGACGUUUGGGACGAUGGAUGGGUUUCCGUUUGAUAUGACGGGGAUCUGGGAUGUUUCUGUUUUUCAGGAUGUUAAUUUGCCAUGA